AUGUUAAACAAACAUUGCUUUGAAGCUUUAGACAGAUCUCUUAAUGACAUUAUGAAGACUCAGUUUACCCAUGGUUAUGACAUUCCAUUCGGAGGUAAAGUUGUGGUACUAGGAGGCGACUUUAGACAAAUACUUCCAGUUAUUUCCAAAGGAAGUCGUUCAGAAAUUGUCGGUUCCGCUAUCAAUUCUUCAUAUUUGUGGAAGCAUUGCAAGUGUAAGGAACCGUUGCUUGAAUUAGUUAAUUUUGCAUAUCCAAAACUUGCACAUAAUUUGCAAAAAAAUUCAUUCUUCCAAGAAAGAGCGAUCCUUGCACCAACACUUGAAUGUGUAGAGGAAAUUAACAACUUUAUGUUAGGAAUGAUUCCUGGUGAUGAAACAGAAUAUUUGAGUUGUGAUACUCCGUGGAAGUCAGACGAAGAUUCGGGUGUCAAUGCAGAAUGGUUUACAUUUGAAUUCUUAAAUGAUUUCAAAUGCUCUGGAUUUCCAAACCAUGCAAUUAAACUGAAAGCUGGUGUCCCUAUCAUGCUCAUUCGAAACAUAGACCAAGCUGCAGGGUUGUGUAAUGGCACUCGAAUGAUAGUCAAUGCUUUGACUAAAUAUAUAAUUGUUGCUACUGUUUUAAAUGGAAACAAUAUGGGUGAAACAACAUUUAUUCCAAGGAUGAGUUUAACUCCAUCUAAUUCUGACAUUUCAUUCAAAUUCCAGCGUAGACAAUUCCCUGUUGCUCUAUGUUUUGCAAUGACUAUAAAUAAAAGUCAGGGGCAAUCUUUAUCUCAUGUUGGACUGUAUCUGCCAAGGCCUGUGUUUACUCACGGGCAGCUAUAUGUUGCACUUUCUAGAGUUAAAUCUAGAAAAGGGUUGAAGAUGCUUAUCAUAGAUGACGAAGGAGUUGUAUCAAACACUACACGCAACGUAGUGUAUCAAGAAGUCUUUGAUAAUAUUUGA
Molecule: messenger RNA, 945 nt
Organism: Lotus japonicus
Lineage: Eukaryota; Viridiplantae; Streptophyta; Magnoliopsida; Fabales; Fabaceae
Exons: 2
Coding region: 1-945 (314 amino acids)
Biological process (GO): DNA repair; telomere maintenance
Molecular function (GO): DNA helicase activity
Source: RefSeq, a predicted model, not a curated record